UGUCAAAACAAUUGCCGACAUGGCACAGCGCUCAGGCGCCGCUUGCGCCCUCGUCCUGUGUUUUAUCACCACUAUCGCUCAAACUGUGACGACAACAAAAGGAAAAAAUGUACUUUUUCUAUUAGCGGAUGACGGCGGGUUCGAGCUGGGUGCGUACCUGAACAAGAUCUGCCAGACGCCGAACAUAGAUGAACUGGCACGCCGGAGCCUACUCUUCAAUAAUGCCUUCUCAUCCGUCAGCAGUUGCUCGCCAAGCCGCGCCGCCCUGCUGACGGGCACUCCGAGCCACCAGAAUGGCAUGUACGGACUGCACCAGGGCGUACACCACUUCAACUCCUUUGACAACGUCUCUAGUCUGCCUAACGUUCUUCGCGAUCAUGGGGUCUUCACUGGGAUAAUCGGCAAGAAACACGUAGGGCCCAGCAGCGUGUACCGCUUCGACUACGAGCAGACGGAGGAGAACAACCACAUAGACCAGGUGGGCCGCAACAUCACGCACAUCAAGCUGCUGGCGAGGCAGUUCCUCCGCCGGGCCAAGAAGGCUCAAAAGCCAUUUUUCCUGCUGAUCGGCUUCCAUGACCCGCACCGCUGCGGACACAAUGAACCUCAGUACGGCCCCUUCUGCGAGAGAUUCGGCUCCGGCGAAGAAGGCAUGGGGGUCAUUCCCGACUGGAAACCUUGGUACUACCAGUGGGAGGAGGUGCAGCUGCCGUACCACAUCCAGGACACAGAGGCCGCGAGAAGAGACGUCGCUGCGCAGUACACCACAAUGUCCAGGCUCGAUCAAGGUGUGGGUCUGGUCCUCAAGGAGCUCGCAGCGGCGGGCCAUCUGGACGACACGCUGGUGAUAUUCACAUCAGAUAACGGCAUCCCGUUCCCGGGGGGCCGCACCAACCUGUACGAGGCGGGGCUCCGCGAGCCGCUGCUGCUGGCGUCGCCGGAGCCCGGGGCGCGCCGCGGGGAGGCCUCCGGGGCGCUCGUCAGCCUUCUCGACCUCAUGCCCACCGUGCUCGACUGGUUCCACAUCCCGGCGAAAGAACAGGAUUCUAAUGAAAUCAGGGAGCCUGAUGCACCGAAAAGUCUGCUGCCCAUACUUGAGAAAGAGCCGCCAGCUUCGGAGUCCGAUGCGGUGUUUGCGUCGCAGACGCACCACGAGGUGACGAUGUACUACCCGAUGCGCGCAGUGCGCACGCGCCGAUACAAGCUCAUACACAACCUCAACUUCGGCAUGCCCUUCCCCAUCGACCAGGACCUCUACGUCUCGCCUUCCUUCCAGGACAUACUGAACCGCACGCGCAGCAAGCAGCCGUUGCCGUGGUACAAGACGCUGAAGCAGUAUUACUACCGGCCGCAGUGGGAGCUCUACGACGUCCAGCGCGACCCGAUGGAGCUCAACAAUCUGCACGGCAAGCCGUCGCUGAGCGCGGUGGAGGCCGAGCUAGCGUCGCGCCUGCGGGCGUGGCAGCGCGCCUCCCGCGACCCGUGGCGGUGCGCGCCCGGCGCCGUGGCGGAGCGCGCGCCCGGCGCCCGCGCCGUCUGCCGCAGCCUCGACAACGGCCUGUAGACUGUUGUUACCCGGCGUAACCUCUUCCCACUCUAAUAAGAAUUAUAUUAAACCCCAUGUUGAACGUCUUAUCUCUCUCCAUCACAUGAAUCAACCAGAGUGAUACAAUAAAAAUGUUGGAGGAAAUCAAGCCGCAUAUGCCUUGCCAACCUUAAAUAGAAUUUCGUCAGUUUUUAAUAAAAUUGAUAAUAUUUUUAUUUAUAUUAUGAUAUUAUAGGCUACCAUUACUACACUCUAUUUUAUAAAAAUACUGAUGUUAAUGUUUGUAUAGAUUUACUUGAAGAUUAAACACUUAUUUAACAUUAAACUGAAAAUGAGAUGACUGGUCAGUGUAAAGAAAAGUAUGAGUAGAAAAGGAGUGACCAGUGUGAUGGCAAAAUGACAGAAGAAACAACUACUAUACUGUGUCACCCCCACUCCAAAAGUGGGGGAAGGUAUCAUCAUCAUCAUCCUGUUUAAUCUAUUAUAGUUGUUAAAGAAAGAAAUGAACAUUUGAUUUUGAUUGCGAUUUAUUGAGAAACAAGAAAUAAUAAAUAAAUAAUACUACUCACCUUCAA
Messenger RNA from Amyelois transitella, 2121 nucleotides. It is a transcript of the gene Sgsh, whose product is annotated as N-sulphoglucosamine sulphohydrolase. The transcript has 10 exons. NCBI's taxonomy places the organism in Eukaryota, Metazoa, Arthropoda, Insecta, Lepidoptera, Pyralidae. Gene Ontology annotation, biological process: heparan sulfate proteoglycan catabolic process; glycosaminoglycan catabolic process. The record is from RefSeq and is a predicted model, not a curated record. Bases 20 to 1564 code for a protein of 514 amino acids. Gene Ontology annotation, molecular function: N-sulfoglucosamine sulfohydrolase activity.